AUGCCCAUCCGUUCCCGCUCAUCAUCGCUUCGUGGAUGCGCGGUGCCUGAACCUGUGGGUGCUGUGCUGCAUCGCUCUCGUGCGGUGGCCCGUUCCUGCUCAUCAUCGCUUCGUGGAUGCGAGGUGCCUGAUCCUGUUGGUGCUGUGCUGCAUCGCUCCCGCGCGGUGGCCCGUUCCUGCUCAUUAUCGCUUCGUGGAUGCGCGGUGCCUGAACCUGUUGGUGCUGUGCUGCAUCGCUCUCGUGCGGUGGCCCGUUCCUGCUCAUCAUCGCUUCGUGGAUGCGCGGUGCCUGAUCCGGUUGGUGCUGCGCUGCAUCGCUCUCGUGCGGUGGCCCGUUCCUGCUCAUCAUCGCUUCGUGGACGCGCGGUGCCUGAUCCUGUUGGUGCUGUGCUGCAUCGCUCUCGUGCGGUGGCCCGUUCCUGCUCAUCAUCGCUUCGUGAAUGCGCGGUGCCUGAUCCGGUUGGUGCUGCGCUGCAUCGCUCUCGUGCGGUGGCCCGUUCCUGCUCAUCAUCGCUUCGUGGACGCGCGGUGCCUGAUCCUGUUGGUGCUGUGCUGCAUCGCUCUCGUGCGGUGGCCCGUUCCUGCUCAUCAUCGCUUCGUGGAUGCGCGGUGCCUGAACCUGUUGGUGCUGUGCUGCAUCGCUCUCGCGCGGUGGCCCGUUCCUGCUGUACACCAAUCACAAGGGGCACGGCACGACUCGAAAAUAGUACAGUGAAUAAGUCAUCGGUCCCUGCUCAUCCAGGACCUAAUCGCACCAGGUCCCCAACCAGACAGAAGCAGUUAACGCGCGCGGCUACCAACCCCGCACUUACAGGUAACCUCUCACUUCCUCAGGAAUACGUUCUACUGGCAACUGCGGUUUUACUGUUGCAAGAUGGUGAUGGUAAAUGGCAGCGUAUUCGCUGCAUAAUAGAUUCGGGCAGUCAGGUGGACGCCAUCACUACUGACGCUGCCCAACGACUCAGACUACCAUUGACACCUGGAUACUUAAUACUGAAUGGGGUAAGCGGCAAUAUCCAAAUAACUAAUAAAACACAAGUUUCAAUUACUACCACCAAUGGCACGUAUCGGCGCCAAUUAAAUAUGUACCUUCUUCCUGGACUAAAUGACCAACCUACCCGAGUAAUCGAGUAUGCUGAAUCGGAAUUGCCCCCCAUGAAUUCACUUGCUGAUGCCCGCUUCAGUUAUCCUGGUUCGAUUGAUGCUAUACUAGGAGCUGGAGUCUUCUUUGAUGCUCUUCGUUCCGGCGUUCGUCAGUUAUCCAAUGGCCUCAGGCUUCUGAAUUCCAAAUUUGGUUGGUUAGUAGGGGGAUCAUUGAGCAACAUUGAUUCGUCCAAUCGGUACAUGCGUAGUUGCAACUCUUUGGAGUGUGGAGAUGAGUUCAAGGAAUGUAUCGAGCAAUUUUGGAAGGUUGAGGAGAUCACUCCGAUCUCAACAAUCAGUGGUAUUUCUCAAGAACUCGACCUGGACGAACACUUCAAAAGACACUUAACCCGUGCUGAAGAUAAUCGCUACGUGGUUCGAAUUCCUCUACGGGGGGAGUUGACUCAGCUAGGAGACUCUCUUGAACAAGCGCAACGACGACUAUUUUCCCUCGAACGGAGGUUAUCCCGGCAUGAGCCUACUUACGAUGAAUACCGGAAAUUCAUGCGUGAAUAUUUGGAAAUGGGACAUAUGACGCCAGUUCAGGCGAAUGAACUACAUAUGGUACGCUACGUGAUACCGCAUUCGUGUGUGAUCAAACCUGAUUCAACUACCACCAAAUUGCGUGUAGUAUUUGAUGCGAGUGCAAAAUCCAGCAGUGGAGUUUCACUCAACGACAUCCAAGCCAUCGGACCAGUACUGCAACCUGACCUAAUGCAUAUUUGGUUGGAUUUUCGUACACAAACGGUAGUGGCCACUGCAGACAUCGCAAAGAUGUAUCGUCAGAUAUGGGUGGCAGAACCUGAUACCUGGAUGCAAUGUAUCCUAUGGCGUAAUGAUCCACAGCAAUCAGCGCAAAUGUAUCGACUUCGCACUGUCACGUACGGUGAAGCUUCGUCCUCAUAUCUCGCCUGUAGGGCACUUCACGAGGCCGGCCAGGAAGUACGCUCUACGUACCCAAAAAUUGCCGACGUAAUUCAAAAAUCAUUCUACGUAGAUAACCUAUCUUUCGGCGCUGCAACGCCAGAAGAACUACGUGAUCUUCGAACCGGCGUCGAAAGGGCACUCCUGAACAGAGGAAUGCCCUUACGAAAAUGGGCAUCCAAUGUUCCUGACGUGAUCGAUGACAUACCCGUAGAACAUCGAGAGUCUACGGUUCAGAUUGGCGAUAAGCAGGCCAUAAAAAUGUUAGGUUUGGCUUGGUGUCCCUCAGAGGAUACUUUUCAACUGAUCAUUGACGACUCCUUCUUUGAACCAAUUAAGACCGUGAGUAAACGACAUUUAGUAUCCAGAAUUGCAAAACUAUAUGAUCCCAUCGGAAUGCUUCAGCCAGUGAUUAUCAGAGCAAAGAUCAUGAUGCAGAAUCUGUGGCGCGAUGGCAUAGAAUGGGACGAGGAGGUGUCACCUUGCGUGAUAAAGGAAUGGAAUGAGUUCACUGCCCAGCUUCCCUUACUUCGCCAGUUGCAGAUACCACGAAUGGUACUGCCAAGUGAAACCAAAAAUGCCUCCAUUUACGGAUUUUGCGACGCCUCCGCGAAAGCGUAUGGUUGUGCUAUAUACGUGCGUUAUCUAAAUGUCAAGGGUAAAUGGAAAUCGCACCUGUUGUGUUCAAAAUCAAGGGUUGCACCACUAAAAGAACUCACCCUUCCGCGAUUGGAGCUACAGGCAGCAUUGCUUCUAGCCGAAGUCUACGAAAAAAUAAAGGACGUAUUCGAUACUCGCAUAACUCAAACAAAAUGGUGGACAGAUUCUCAAGUAGUGCUAUCUUGGGUGCGCUCUAACAAUAUGAAAUGGGAUGUAUUCGUGAAGAACAGGGUGGCAAAAAUACAAGCAAUAACACAUGCUUCAGACUGGCAUUACGUACCCACGAAGCUCAACCCAGCAGACAUAGUUUCUCGAGGACUGUCAGCUCGCAAAUUAAUUAGCGCUGAGUUCGUACAGUUGUGGUUCGAGGGGCCACCUUUCAACAGUACUGAUGAAACACCCCAGCAGUGUACCUACCGCAUUCCCAUCCCAGACGAAGGCGCUGGCACCUCACAGUUACUGACGGCAACCAUAGGUCCGACUUGUGCUGAUCUCAUCUCGCAGUACAAGUACCACAACUCAUUCAUUAAGACUAGACGACAUUUUGCUUGGCUAGGCAGAACUAUUCAUAACUUCAGAUCAAAUACCACUAAAAUUCGUGUCAAUUGCAAGCAGGCAGCCGAGAAGAGAAAUGGCCCACUAGGAUUGGAUGAACUAGACCAUGGACUAAAGCUUCUACUACUGGUAAUGCAAACCUCAGCUUUUCCAAAUGAAGUUCAAGAAAAGAAUAACACCGGGUCCGUAAGUGCGAAGGGACCUUUCCAACACCUCAACCCAAUCGUUAAGGAUAACUUGAUUCACGUGCAAGGACGACUAUUGAACGCUGACCUGUCUGAUGAAUGUAAGUUGCCCAUACUUGUGCCUAAGGCUCACCCAUUUGUUAAAGUAAUGAUUCGACAUAUCCAUGAAGACAACUUUCACGCCGGUGCAGAUUUUGUCAUCACUGAGUUUCGCUCGAAAUUUUGGAUGCGGGAUCUUAGGCGCAUGGUAAUAGGUGUGCUAUCUCGUUGCGUAUUAUGCGUUCGCGCCAGGCCUCGACAGUUUUGUCAACAGAUGGGCCAGUUGCCAGCUGCCCGCGUAACAGAGUCGCCGGCAUUCACCCACACUGGCGUAGACUUGUGCGGUCCAUUCGAGGUGAUACCCGGCUCGCGAUCAAAAUACAAAAUAACGAUCUACGUGUGUAUAUUCGUGUGCUUCUCAACCAAAGCAAUUCACUUGGAAAUAGUAGAGAAUCAGUCAACAUCUGCCUUUAUCUCGGCACUACUCAGAUUCGUGUCCCUUCGUGGAAGACCAGAUAUUAUAUAUUCGGAUAAUGGUCGCAACUUCGUGGGUGCUGAAAAGGAGCUAAGUGAGCUUCGGAAAACGUUCAACAACCGAGAAUUUCAAGACGACGUAGUAGGGGCCGCUGCCGAGAAGGGAAUUCGAUUUUCAUUCAUCCCUCCUCGGAGCCCCAAUUUCGGAGGACUUUGGGAGGCCAAUAUUAAGGUGGCAAAGCGACUGUUGAAAGCUGCCUCUAAAGGAGCCCAGCUAAACGUGAUUGAACUACAAACAUUACUGCACCAAAUCUCAGCCAUUCUCAAUUCCAGACCUCUCACCGCAACCCACACCAGCCCUGAUGCCAUAGAGCCUCUCACUCCCGCCCAUUUCCUGAUAGGAAGACCAUCAUUUGCAAUUCCCGCCGAGGUGAUGGUCAAUGAUUCGGAAGGCACAAAAACUCGAUGGAAGCGAGUACAAAAACUAUCACAGCAGUUUUGGACACGAUGGAGGACGGAAUACCUAGCUCAGUUACGUUGCAGCGCUAAAUGGACGAAAAAGACCCCCAACAUACAAACCGGGCAGAUUGUAUUAGUGGGCGACGACAACGUACCAGUCGGGCGGUGGCCAAUGGGAAUGGUGACAAAGAUCUACGUGGGACCCGACGGAGUAGUUCGCGUGGCUGACGUACGGACGGGCAGUGGCACUUACAAGCGAAAUGUCAGACUUCUUGCUCCACUCCCUAUUGACCCUAACGAUGAGACGGACGACGAAAAAUCAGCAGAGGGAGAUUGUUCUCAAAGUGACAGGGUGAAAGACGAACAUUUUCAGACGACAGAGCACGAAGAUGACCCACCACCAUUGAAUAAUAUUUGGGACGGGCGACUUCGUCCCAAAGGGGGGAGAAAUGGUGACCGAUAAAACGGUCCACUCGAAACAGAGAAAGAAGUCGACUUGCGUACGUUCUAUAAGCCGAAUUCGCUAUAAGCUAUAAGAAGAAUGCGUUCGUUCUAUAAGCCCGAACGCGAAUCUAUUCGCACACGAAUUCGAACGCGUUGAUACUAUAAUCUUUCUCUCGACCAAUCGCGUGACGACACGUCUCGCCGCCACGUGUAAUGCAAGAGGAAUGCGAUCUCUAACGUCCGGUGAGAGAGUGAUCAAAGGAUCAAGCAACGGGAGAUCGUUCUCUUUCGUUCGAAGGCCAUCGGGUCGUGAAGACGUGUUCGCGAGUGAUAUCUAUAUUAAAAUAAAUCUCGCAGUGAAUUCGCAAAAAUA
Messenger RNA from Anopheles coluzzii, 5256 nucleotides. RefSeq lists its product as uncharacterized. Gene Ontology annotation, molecular function: nucleic acid binding. Gene Ontology annotation, biological process: DNA integration. The coding region runs from base 1 to 4902 and encodes 1633 amino acids. Lineage: Eukaryota; Metazoa; Arthropoda; Insecta; Diptera; Culicidae. The transcript is spliced from 2 exons. The record is from RefSeq and is a predicted model, not a curated record.